Molecule: messenger RNA, 1873 nt
Organism: Eleginops maclovinus (Patagonian blennie)
Lineage: Eukaryota; Metazoa; Chordata; Actinopteri; Perciformes; Eleginopidae
Gene: dhrs7b
Product: dehydrogenase/reductase (SDR family) member 7B
Exons: 7
Coding region: 192-1127 (311 amino acids)
Cellular component (GO): membrane
Molecular function (GO): oxidoreductase activity
Source: RefSeq, a predicted model, not a curated record
CUAGCGUUAGUAUUACAGCAGCAGUUAGAGUCACACUGGCUGUGCAGUUAAUGCUGUGCUCAUAGUGUUGUGUUCUUCUUAAGCUAAGGUUUUAACAUCUUAACUGUCUUAUAUGGUGUUCUUCUGCGAACGUUGAAAUACGAACUUAUCACCACUUUUAUUCAACCAGGCAGGUGGGGUGAGUUUCAGUCAUGGAGCGCGUCGUGGGAGGAGGUGUGUUUCAGCUGGUAUUAGCUAGUGCCGGGCUCUUGCUGCUUUAUCGGAUCCUCUCCCGCUUCCGACCAGGAGCUGCUCUGCAGGAUGCUGUGGUGGUCAUCACCGGGGCUAGCUCUGGACUGGGGAAAGAGUGUGCUCGGGUGUUUCACGCAGCAGGUGCACGACUGGUGCUGUGCGGAAGAGAUGCAGGCCGCCUGCAGCAGGUGAUCCAGGAGCUUACAGAGAGUUCAACAGGAUCACAGCGGCAUACCUACACGCCCUGCAGAGUGACAUUCGACCUGGCUGACACAGAUACGGUGGACAGAGCUGCAGAGGAGAUCCUGAAUUGUUACGGACACGUGGACGUCCUCAUCAAUAAUGCUGGAAUCAGUUACCGCGGCAACAUACUGGAUACCAAUCUCUCAGUACAGCGGGAUGUGAUGGAAACAAAUUACUUUGGGCCCAUCGCUCUCACUCAAGCGCUCCUGCCCUCCAUGGUUCAGCGGCACUGUGGCCACAUCGUUGUCAUUAGCAGCGUCCAGGGCAAGAUGGCCAUUCCUUACAGAUCUGCAUAUGCGGCCUCUAAGCACGCCACCCAGGCUUACUUCGACUGCCUAAGGGCCGAGAUCGAGCGCUACGGGAUCCCGGUGACGGUGGUCAGUCCUGGGUACAUCCGGACAAGCCUCUCGCUCAACGCCGUCACAGGAGACGGCUCCAAGUAUGGAGUUUUGGAUAAAACCACAGCGUCGGGUCGGGACCCCGCGGAUGUGGCUCAGGCGGUCCUGAAAGCGGUCCGUCAGAGGAGCAAAGACGUUGUUCUGGCCGGUCCUCUGCCUAGUCUGGCCAUCUACCUCCGCACUCUGUGGCCGGCACUCUUCUUCAAACUCAUGUCCUCUCGCGCUCGCAAGGAGCAGAAACCCAAAGAGGAGUGAUGGAGGAGAGGAAGUGGAGCGCUCACCACACACAGGAUAUGUUGGAGGCACAUGAAUGAGUGCUUUACAUGCAGGUGUGAAUACAUGCAGCUCUCUCAGUGACACAAACAAAACCAGAAGCUUGUAUGUUGAUACAGCAACUCUGUUGAGUGUUUUGACUAACUAAAUAAAGUCGCUAAGAGGCUAAGCUAGACUCAUUGCUGUGACAGUACGUGCUGCGUUAAUGUUUUAUUAAAGAACAUUAAACAAACGAUAGCAACAGGAGAUAUUCAAACCUAGCUCACCCUUCCUGUCCUCCAUACACCAGCAUACAGCCAUACCCAGGGGACUAUUUCAGGAAAUGAUAACCAAUUACAAAUUGGUGCGCUGUUAAUGAUGAAUGAUAAUACAAACAUUAAACUGCAAAAUGCUGAUUUGACUCGUACAUUUUUAACUGAUCAAGUAAGUGAGGUUUGUUAUACAGCUCACAGUUUACAAGUAACAAGACUGUCACGACUCAAAGCUUUGCUCUGGAGACGAUGUCAGUUUGUGACGCUAUUUUUCCAGUUUGCUCCUUUAACCACUGAGUUGGUUAAAAACAAAUGUAAUGCUCGGUCUUUAAUUUAUUCAGAGGAGGAUUUAUUCUGUCAGGUAUGGAAAAAAAUAGUGUCCGUGUACAAGAAUGACUACUAUUUCAAUUCCCUCUGUGUCCAACUGGUAAUCAGCAUUACCAGCCAUCUUUAAACUAAAUAAAGAGAACAGAUGAG